AUAAGUUUAUCUGUUGGACCGAAAUGUUUAGUCUGAGGGAACAUUUUUUACAAUUAACCAUUGCUCUCUUAGGCAUUGGAUUGCCUGUGGCCAAAUGGUCUCGCUAUUGGCUAUGUUUUGUUCGUACAACAAGAGUACUGCAAUUGGGCCAAGCAAUUGAGAUGACUGCAUCCAUAUUGCUUCUUUUUGGUAUUCUCAAGGCAGAGGCCCAUCACAAGGCACCAAUAAUUUUAAUUUGGCUCUUUGCCACUUUAAUAUACUUUUCCACAAUUAUCUAUAAUAUGAUUGAUUACGAAAACGACAGUAUUUACGCCUAUCAGUAUGUAGUUACUGCUCUAAUUGCCUUAAUGAUGUAUAUCAAUUAUGGUUUCUACAUAAAAAUAUCGAACAUGGGCAAAGAAAUAGUUUCUGCAACUGCAAUAAAGGCAGAAAAUAAGUUAUGUUCAGAAGAAAACGAUACACGACGUCCACUGGUAUAUGAAGGGCUUUCAAAAGCGUUGAGAGUGGAAAUUCCAGCUUAAUUUAUAUAUAAACACUGAAUCUUGUUUGAGUUUGAAUUAGAAUUCAAUGCAGUUAAGCAAAACAAGUUAGAGUCCCCUUCAUUGUAAAAACACAAACUUAAAGCCUGCAUUAAGCAAAAGCUUUCAAAUGAUAUAAGUAAAAUAAACAAUAAAAUUAUACUAUAUACUUGAA
Messenger RNA from Drosophila willistoni, 693 nucleotides. RefSeq lists its product as uncharacterized. NCBI's taxonomy places the organism in Eukaryota, Metazoa, Arthropoda, Insecta, Diptera, Drosophilidae. The coding region runs from base 24 to 521 and encodes 165 amino acids. The record is from RefSeq and is a predicted model, not a curated record. The transcript is spliced from 3 exons.